Messenger RNA from Diuraphis noxia (Russian wheat aphid), 899 nucleotides. RefSeq lists its product as uncharacterized. NCBI's taxonomy places the organism in Eukaryota, Metazoa, Arthropoda, Insecta, Hemiptera, Aphididae. The record is from RefSeq and is a predicted model, not a curated record.
UAUUUUUAUUUUCUCUGGAUUUCAUUUGGUUUUAAUCUUGGAUAAUAUACUAUAUUGAAGUUAGCUUCUGCCUUCUAAUAAAAUAAUGGACCAGAAUCUAUUGAAUUUUUGGAAAAACUAUGAGGACAUAAUCAAUUGGGGUUAUAGAAUUUCAGGGACUCGUGGAUCGAAUAAUAGUAAUAAUUCGUCAGCGGCUUUUCAUAUUGAAACGAAGGAAAUUAGUGGAUAUACAACUUUAAACACUGAAGAGAACGAGUAUGAUGCUGAUGUUUACUCUUCUGAUGAAAGUGUUGAUAUUGAUUUAGAAUAUUUAAAAUUUUGUAAAACAACAUUUGAACAUCAAGAAAAAAUAGAAUUAGAGAAGAGAAAAGUUGACAAAGAGUAUGGUCUGUGCAAUUCACCCAGUUUUGAAAAUGAAACUACCAGUAAUACUGAGAUAAAUGAUAUAAAUCCAAUGGAACUCUAUGGUUCAAAAGUAAAUGAGAUUGAAUGUCUUGAAAAUGAACUGCAUUCUGAAUUUGAUAAAUUUUGUUCUAUGAAGAAACCUGUGUUAUGGCCUGGUAUGGCAUUUAACUGGGAUGUUCCAGCUGCUUGGCAGGAAAUAAAGAUUUAAUAGUUUCAUUUAUACCAAAUUUCAUAUGUUUUGCCAUAAGUUUUUGUACACCAUCUAGUUUUAAAAGCCUUAUUGUGUUAGAUAUACUAACAUCACUCCAGCUAAAAACACGAAGCCAGAACUGCAUUUGGACCCAAAAAAACGGAGCCAUCCAUUCUUGGGGUAAAAUGUACCCCAAGAAAUGGUAAACUGGAAUCAGGCACCUAAGAAGAGAGAUAAAUACAUUUGUAUUAUGAUGUAUAGUGUAAAAAUUGUAUAAUAAAAUUAAAUUUAAUAUUACUGGAUA